This is a messenger RNA of Puccinia triticina, 897 nucleotides long. RefSeq lists its product as uncharacterized. Lineage: Eukaryota; Fungi; Basidiomycota; Pucciniomycetes; Pucciniales; Pucciniaceae. The record is from RefSeq and is a predicted model, not a curated record. The transcript has 9 exons. Bases 1 to 897 code for a protein of 298 amino acids. Gene Ontology annotation, molecular function: ATP binding; ATP-dependent protein folding chaperone.
AUGAAGGAGACCACUGAAGGUUACCUGACAAAAGACAUUAAACACACUGUUAACACCGUCCCUGCCUACUUCAACAACGCCCAGUGGCAAGCGACCAAGGAUGCCGGUGCAAUUGCCAAGCUGGAUGUUCUCCGUGUUAUCAACAAACCCACUGCUGCUGCUUUGGCAUAUGGUCUAGAUCAAGAAGAAUCACGGUUGAUCGCGGUCUACGACCUUGGAGGCGGUACCUUUGAUUUGUCUUUUAUCGACGCAACCGAUGGCGAAUUUGAUUCUAAGGAACGCUUGGUAGUCUAUGUAUCAAGGCUCUUUGUCAACGAGAUCGACGCCUUACCUGGUCUUACUCAAUCAACGGUGAACGCCGAGGAAAGCAUCUGGAUACGUUUUCUGUUGCUCAACCUUGGUAAGGUGUCUUCCAAGCCUAGUUUCAAUGAUCAACAUCUUGAUAUUCCCUUGGUUCUCCCUAAAGACGUCCGACCUCCCCCAGAGGUUGGAUGUGACGGGAACAACUUCGUGUUUACGGUGAUUCCUGAUGUCACGUUUAACGGGCUAAGAUUCUCCCAAAUCAACUUUGAAAACCGGGGUAUAGGUGUAACCCCAUUGGGGUUUGCUAUGGCCACAUUCUCAGCAGGCAACGGUCAGGUCCCAGAGUUCUUGGAAACAGCGGGAAAGUUGUACACCGCUGUUAAUGCAGCUUUGAGAAGCACCGGGGAAAGAAAUAUCCUGAAGCAAUUAAAAGUGGUUGACUUUUUCAUUGCAAGCCAAAUUGAUGCAAAUAAAGGUGUGAAUGGCCAGCAAGGCCAGAAAAGAAAUCUCAAAAAGGUCUUCACCAAUUGUUCUAAAAAAAAUUGCACACCAGGAGAACGUGGUCAAAUCGAAGUCAUGAUUAAUAAGCUGUGA